AUGUCUUAUACAAGAAAAAGUAUCUUUGCAUGUGCGCCGGCCACUACCCGUGGACAGGCUGUCCAGUUGGGCUCGGACCCGAAAGGUCAAAAUUUCCUUUACACGAACGGCAAGAGUGUUAUUAUCCGCAACAUAGCUAACCCGGAAAUUGCAACCGAGUAUACUCAGCAUUCGGCACCAACAACUGUGGCGCGAUAUUCACCAAGUGGAUAUUACAUAGCUUCUGGCGACGUACACGGCAACGUUCGUAUUUGGGAUACAAUACAAGCAGAACAAAUUUUAAAAAACGAAGUCAAAGUCAUUGCUGGAAGGAUUAAUGAUAUUGCUUGGGAUUCCGAAAGCAAAAGAAUUAUUGCAGUUGGCGAUGGUAAAGAACGUCACGGACACGCGUUUAUGUUUGAUACUGGAUCAUCCGCCGGGGAAAUAAGUAGUCAUUUUAAAGUGAUAAAUAGCGUUAGCAUUCGUCAGCAACGCCCAUUCCGCGCUGCUACUGGAUCUGAUGACUUUACUGUCGUGUUUUAUCACGGGGCACCAUACAAGUAUAACCUUACCAUCAAGGAUCAUACUGGAUUUGUUCAAAGUGUAAAAUUUUCUCCGGAUGGAGAGAAGUUGGUGACAGCUGGUUCAGACAAAAAAAUAUUUUUGUACGAAGGAAAGACAGGCAGUAAAUUGACAGAUCUUUCGGAAGCCGCUGGUGAGAACGCACACAGUGGCGGUGUGUAUGCGGUUUCAUGGUCACCCGAUAGCAAGCAAUUAUUGACAUCUUCUGGUGACAAGACUGCCAAAAUCUGGGAUAUUGAAACUCAGAAAGUUGUCCAAACUUUUGAAUUUUCUGAAUCCGUUGACGAUCUACAAAUUGGCAAUUUAUGGCAAGGAGAACACCUAAUAAGCCUGUCUUUAUCUGGAGACAUAAAUUAUUUGUCGCAGAAUUCACCUUCUCCUGUGAGAGUAGUUAAGUACAAUUUGUCUUUAAUUGUGAUACACAUGUGUGGACCGGUGAAGAAGGAAGAUAAGAUGAUUUCCAUUGGAAUGGAUGAUACAUUGAGAAUAGUUGAUGUUGAGUCAAAGUCAUUUAGAUCAUCCAUAGUUCCAACUGGUUCUCUGCCUAAAAGUUUGGCGGCGUCAAAAGACGGAAAAAUUUUCCUUGCCACAUUGAAAGACGUACAGAUUAUCAAGGAUGAGAGAAGCGUUUAUAGUGUUUCAGUGCCUUCUCCUCCUGGUGCCAUUGCUCUCAAUCCUGCCGGCACAGAAAUUGUAGUUGGAUGCGAAGAUACAAAGGUUCGAAUUUAUAAAGUAAAAGGAGAUGAACUUGAGGAGGAAAAUGAACAGUUAACAGGCAAUAAAGGAGCAAUCACGGCUAUUACUUAUUCCCCUGACGGAUCCUUGCUCGCUGUAGGGGACUCUCAAGGAAAAAUACUUGCAUACGAUGCUAAAAGCAAAAAGAACAAAGAUUUUUAUUGGAACCUUCACAAUGCAAGAAUUAAUUCUAUCGCUUGGUCGCCAGAUAGUCUUCAUGCAGUAAGCGGUUCGUUGGACACCAACAUUUACAUUUGGAGUGUCGAAAAGCCGAUGAAAAGUAUUGCUAUCAAAGGUGCUCACCAAAUUAAUGUCAAUGGCGUGAGCUUUCGGGACAAUAACACAGUAGUGUCAGUGGGUCAAGACGCAUGUGUAAAAUCUUGGACAAUUCAACAUCACUAA
Molecule: messenger RNA, 1698 nt
Organism: Acaulospora morrowiae
Lineage: Eukaryota; Fungi; Glomeromycota; Glomeromycetes; Diversisporales; Acaulosporaceae
Source: the annotation of a GenBank genome assembly